CUGAAGUAUGUCCAUGAGAACGUUGGCCCCAGAAACGGUCCCCUCUGAGUAACAAAUAAAGAUGUCGACGGUCAUGCAUUUGCUUUGUGUAUGCGAAGGAAGCGAUUGUGAGAGCCAUAAACAUAUCACGAACGUGACUUCCUAACUCUAGUCGAAAUAACACAAACUACGGCUAAAUGUAUAUCGACGUCGCCAUAGAAGACGUUGAAAUAAUUUUUCUGAAUAUUGCGACGUUCCAAACGCGGGAGCGCGACUUGCGGGCUUGCGGCAACUGCAAAACGCGGAACUUGCGCAGCAGCAAUGACGAAGCAGCCAGGUUCCGAAACCGACGAUUGCUUGGCGUGCCGUCUUGUUGGCACUGGUGGACUUCUAGGCGCGUCGGCUUACGUGUGGUACCACAGUCGCCACCUGAAAGGACUUGGCAAGUUCGCCGCCUACACUCUUUGCGGAGGACUUUGCUACCUCGGAUGUGCAAGGUUCGCUUCUCUACCGCCAUUUCUGCGCAAGUGAAGAACAGAUAAGCACCCUCAGCAGCACGUGCUCUACUCCAAGUGAAUCAAGAAGAGGCGGCUGUUCUUCAGCGGAACCAUGAAGCUGAAGGAGUUCGAGUACGGAGAGGCGGAUCUCGUGUACGACGUGGCGCCGAGCUGUGAGGGAAAGCCGACUCGUUUCGAUCAGCUGUUGCAGUCCAAAUGGAACGAGGCCAUGACCAACGGCCACUUCUGGUACAAGCUGGACAAACUGGAGACGCGGAUACUGCCCGGAAAAUACGGAUUCGUGGCGCAGCUCAACACGAAGAGAGCCCAGGAAAGGAGGAAGCCUCAACAUGUCAAUUCCAUUUGCAUGCCAUUUGAUGGCAGCAUCUUUAACUUCACAAAGCUCAAAGAGGGUGAGAUGCUGUUUUCUCUGAAGAAUACAAACAAAGAACAAGACAGUGCGAAAGAAAUGGGACACUGGGUUGUGAUCAACGUCAGCCCAAUUGAAUACUGCAAUUCGCUGCUAGUUCCCAACCUGUACAACUGUCUGCCACAGAUACUCACGCCUGAGUCACUGCGUCUGGCAAUUGAUACAGUGUUACUAAGUGGCAGCCCAAAUUUCCGUCUUGGUUUCAACAGCCUUGGUGGCCAUGCCUCGGUGAAUCACCACCACUUCCACCUCUAUUACCUGGAACAUAGGCUUUACAUUGAAACAGCUAGAGUCAACCACCUAUGGAGCGAAUGCUAUGAAAUUGUAGACUAUCCUGCCAAAGGAUUUGUUUUUCAAGUGACUAAAGACAACAAGGAAACUGUUGUUCAGAAUAUGAUGGUACUUGUCCAGAUGCUGCUAAACACUUCCACAGCUCAUAACCUGUUCGUUACGAGGGGGACAAGCUUUCAAUCAGACGAUCCAGAUGGUGUUGAGCCACCAGUGGUUCGUGUAUUCCUGUGGGCACGCCAAUCUUGCUACGGUGCGAAGGACGAUUCUGCAUUCAAUGCUGCUCUCUGCGAGCUGUCGGGGCACCUAAUAAUGAAAAACAACGAAGGAUACCUCGCUGCAACCGAAGAGUCCGCCUCACAAGAACUCCGCAAGUUUUGCAACGACACCUUUGCAGAAGUGCGUUCCCAAGUGGUGGCGAUGAACAAAAACUGCAACAGCAGCCUGUGUGCUAGUCCAUCCAACAGCUGACAGCCCUGUAAACUCGUCAAUAGCAUUUUCUUUGCUGGCAUGCCGUUUUGUUACCAAUUGACUAAUAAAGUUGUUUUGUUGCUAUAAGCAACUUCAAAGUC
Messenger RNA from Dermacentor silvarum, 1766 nucleotides. Its product is annotated as GDP-D-glucose phosphorylase 1. Gene Ontology annotation, cellular component: cytoplasm. The record is from RefSeq and is a predicted model, not a curated record. Gene Ontology annotation, molecular function: GDP-D-glucose phosphorylase activity. Lineage: Eukaryota; Metazoa; Arthropoda; Arachnida; Ixodida; Ixodidae. The coding region runs from base 589 to 1665 and encodes 358 amino acids. The transcript is spliced from 12 exons. Gene Ontology annotation, biological process: glucose metabolic process.